AUGCUAAGGACUGGAAUGGAUCAACUACGUAAUGAGUUUCGCCAGCAACCAAGCCAAAUCCUUCCAAGUGUCGAACACCCUCAAUUACAGCGAGCCACUCAGCCAGUCACCCGGCCAGCGGCUCAGUCAACACUACCUAUUCUAUCAGAUCAGCCAAUCACUCAGUCAAAGCAAGAGGAGGAAACAUUGCAGCAGGCAAAUGCGGAGAACACUGCGGAGAAAUCAAGCGGCAACAAGGCCACCUUCGUCAAGAACACGGCUCAGCUCUCCGAGAUCCCACGUCAUAUGCUCUCCACGACCCCACGUCAAGUCACCACUCAGCAAGCGGAGAACGACACUACAAUUUGGCCUGCUAUCUCUGCAUACCUAGGCAAUAUCACAUUGUGGUACAUCACUGCAAUGACUACACAAGAGGAGGACCUACUACGUCGAUCGCAGCCAAGUCAUGAUAGCCAAUUGGGCCACUGCAGGAGGAAGAUCGGCUUCGCUGCGGCAGGAGAACUCGUGGGAUUCACACUACUAAUUGGCCCGGCAUCUCCAUUCCUUUCCGACAUUCAAAAAAUCAUGUAUGUAUACUUCUUGCCAUGA
Molecule: messenger RNA, 588 nt
Organism: Letharia lupina
Lineage: Eukaryota; Fungi; Ascomycota; Lecanoromycetes; Lecanorales; Parmeliaceae
Exons: 2
Coding region: 1-588 (195 amino acids)
Source: RefSeq, a predicted model, not a curated record